This is a messenger RNA of Manihot esculenta (cassava), 875 nucleotides long. RefSeq lists its product as uncharacterized. The coding region runs from base 213 to 686 and encodes 157 amino acids. The transcript has a single exon. The record is from RefSeq and is a predicted model, not a curated record. Lineage: Eukaryota; Viridiplantae; Streptophyta; Magnoliopsida; Malpighiales; Euphorbiaceae.
CUUGAUGUCUGCUAACCCUCAACCUUGUCCUUCAUAUUAAUUGCUUCUUAUACAUUAUCAAACCUUACUCUCCAUUGACAAAACCUCAUCCUCUCUGCCUUUUUCUCUCAAGCUUUAGCAAACCAAGAUUCUUUGCUUUUUGGAAUCUUGGAUUCUUGAUUGGUUCUUUCUUUCUUGCUUGCUUUCCAGAUUUCAAUCUUUUUCUUGCUGUCAUGGGCGCCAAAGGGCACAGCCAGAACAAGUUCAUGCGGAUCGUGACGAUUCCGAUUAAAGUACUGGGCAAAGCCAGGGAUCUUUACGUCAAGAGCAUGACAGGGUGCGCAGCGAGAGCCAGCUGCGGCCACUCUAUGUCGCUGCCUAAUGGUCAAUUGCCCAAGAGUUACAGUAUGGGGUCAUCCAUGUCCAACGAUAACGAUGAUUUCAGAGAGCUUAUAAGGGCUGCAUCAGUGAGAAGCCUUGGUCAUAAGAAUGAAGUUGAUAUGUUAUUGCAGCAAAUGAAGCAGAAAUCAGAACAGUUGCCCAAGAGUUGCAGUGUUGGGAUGGGAUUCAUGGGAAGGAUUGACGAGGAGAAGGCAUCUGAAGAAGAAGGCAGUAGCCAUGGUGGAAAUAAGAAAGCAACAAAAGCUGAUCAGUUGUAUCCUCGAAGCAAAAGCUAUGCUGUAGGCAAAACAAGUGUUGCCUUUUGAUUGAUUUGACGAGAAUUCGAGUUCAUGAGAAGCUGAACUUGAAAAUAGCCCACACUCCCUUCGGAGUCUGGCUUUAGUUCCUCUUGAUGCUUGAGAGCAUCUGUGUAAAAAUUUAGCAUUUGUUUUUUUUCUUUUUUUUGUGCAAUUUCAAAUCCAACUUCCAAUUCAAAGCAAUAAAGAUUUCAACCA